Molecule: messenger RNA, 1069 nt
Organism: Eurytemora carolleeae
Lineage: Eukaryota; Metazoa; Arthropoda; Copepoda; Calanoida; Temoridae
Exons: 3
Coding region: 80-1054 (324 amino acids)
Biological process (GO): protein folding in endoplasmic reticulum
Cellular component (GO): membrane; cytoplasm
Source: RefSeq, a predicted model, not a curated record
AAUUGUUAAAAAUAUGUAAGUGAAUGUUUUCAGAUAGCUCAUGUAAUAUCCUAACCCUGGAUAAAAUGUAAACUAGAGUAUGAAGCUGUUUUUUCUUCUCCUAUCUCUCUCCUGUGCCGAGCCCCUGGAGUUUUACUGCGAGAAUAUCACCUACAAAUACCUCCUACAGAAGGGGGAACGGGUCAGGGAGCACCACAGAGCAACCUUAGGACGAAGCAAAGAUGCAGGACGGAGUGUAUCCGCUCUCUGCUCUACCGGGUACCUGGAGUUCUAUCGAGAGCUAAUGCUGAGCACAAGAACCUGUUCGGUAACCCUGGAGACCCAGAUACCUGGAGAUGAGGAGUUCCUGGAGUUUCCAAGGAACCCGGAGAAAGAGUGGACUAAGAAUUUCGCUAGUCCUGAGUGUGGUUCUAAAUUAGUGAAAUCAAGUGAAAAUUUAAAAAAUGCCCCGCUCUUAAUAACUCGAAGUAACGACGAAUAUAUGUUAAACGAAUGUUCUAAAAAAGUUUGGUUUGUGAUCGAGCUUUGUGAAACCAUAAAAGUGACGAGGUUCGAACUCGAAAAUCAUGAACUGUAUGCAGGAACCCCGGAAAUGUUUUCCAUCAGUGUUGCCCAUAAAUACUCACCGAAUUCAAAGGAUUGGACCGAACUCGGGAAUUUCACCUCGAAAGGGGAGAAGAAAACUGUGGAAAUAUUUGAGAAUCCGGAAAAAAAUGUUUUCGGAAAAUUUGUGAAAGUAAACAUUAGAUCUAACUACGGAGAUGAACAUUACUGCACUCUCACGUCUUUCAGGGUGUUUGGUGUAUCUGAGUAUGAAGUUGUGUCUGAUGAUAAUCAUGAUUCUGAAGAUCAUCUUGAACCUGGAGAGAAUCCUGAUCAAGCUUCUGCUCAGCCCCAACUAGCUGUUUCUCCGCUCAAUGAGAAGAUGAGACAGAUCUCUCUUCUAAGCUCUAAAAGCGAAGUGGAGAGGAGCAGGAACUCCUGGACUAUUGUUCAAACCUUUAGAUUUCUUCAGCUUCAGCUUAGGAAAAAUAAUAUGAAAAUAUAUUUCUAGCUCUGCGGUAAAAUG